GUGAAUGUCAAAAAUGAGUGAUUUUUACAAAAAAUUCAAACGUUUUUUUCAUUUAACAAAAUUUUCAUCAAAUAACGACUCAUUUAAUGCAAUCAACAAUGGUCUAUUAUUCAACAAUCAAUAUAAUAUACCACCAGAAAUAUUACCGAUGAUAUUGGUUAACGUUGAUACGAAAACAUUGCACAAACAUUGUACGUUGGUAUGUAAACAAUGGAAUGCAACAAUUAAGGAAUAUGUAUGGAAAUUAAAAUGUGAACAAGAAUUAAUGAGAGAUGAUGAUUAUAAAAAUAAAUUAAAAUUAAUAAAAGAAAAACAAUAUUCAUAUAUUGUGUAUCAAACGAUAAGUGUAUUUAAAAAUUCAUUUUAUAAAAAUUUAAUAAAAAAUCCAUGUGGUAUGAAUGGUCUUAAAUAUUGGGUAAUCGAUCGAAAUGAUGAGAAUAGUUUUCGAAUUGAAGAUAUUCAAUCAUUUGAUAAUAAUAUUUGUACAAUUAAUGAUGAAAUGAAAGCAUGUAAAAUUACAAGAUGUUUUACAUCGUCUUUUGAAUCAAGUAAAAUACAAAUUAUUGAUUUAUUUAAAGAAACUGGUCUUUCACAACGAUUUAUUGAUGAAUAUCAACCGCCAAUUUAUAUAAGUGAAUGGUAUGGGAGUCGUCGUGAUAGUGAAUUGUGUUUUUAUGAAUUACGUGCUAUGUUAUUUGAUGCAGAUUAUAAAGAAAUUAAUCGGUGUAAUUGUAAUUAUACGUUUGAAUAUGAAGUUGAAGAAGGUCAAGGUUUUUUUCAAAAAGUUCAGCACGUAUUUAAAAAUUAUGGAAAGAAUGUAAGAUAUGUGUAUUUUUGUCACAUGGGAGUGGGCUUGAAUACACAAUUUUGGGAUUCUUUUUAUGGUACAAAAUUUACAAAUGCAAACGUACAGCUACUUUUUCCAAAAGAUACAAGUUUAGACCAUGUUAUAGAUGAAAAUUUACAUGAAUUGUAUCAUAAAUAUUGUACAGAAAAUUGUACAUCGUUCGAUUUCGAUAGAGACAUAAAACUUGUACUUUAG
This is a messenger RNA of Chrysoperla carnea, 1042 nucleotides long. Its product is annotated as F-box only protein 44-like. NCBI's taxonomy places the organism in Eukaryota, Metazoa, Arthropoda, Insecta, Neuroptera, Chrysopidae. Gene Ontology annotation, biological process: glycoprotein catabolic process; SCF-dependent proteasomal ubiquitin-dependent protein catabolic process. Gene Ontology annotation, cellular component: SCF ubiquitin ligase complex; cytoplasm. The transcript has 3 exons. Gene Ontology annotation, molecular function: protein binding; ubiquitin protein ligase activity. The coding region runs from base 5 to 1042 and encodes 345 amino acids. The record is from RefSeq and is a predicted model, not a curated record.